Bactrocera oleae (olive fruit fly) is the source of this 1404-nucleotide messenger RNA. It is a transcript of the gene Slbp, whose product is annotated as Stem-loop binding protein. Gene Ontology annotation, biological process: mRNA 3'-end processing by stem-loop binding and cleavage; mRNA transport. Gene Ontology annotation, cellular component: cytoplasm; histone pre-mRNA 3'end processing complex. The record is from RefSeq and is a predicted model, not a curated record. Lineage: Eukaryota; Metazoa; Arthropoda; Insecta; Diptera; Tephritidae. Gene Ontology annotation, molecular function: mRNA binding; histone pre-mRNA stem-loop binding.
GGUAAUGAUAGAAAGCUUCUAUACUUAUGUGUGUUUAACAAAAUCAUGUCCUUUGUUAUAGAAAAAAUUAUUAUGGAUAUAUAUGUUUUUAAAUAUAUGAUUCAACGAAGGGAUCAACAUAUGGGUUUCCUCCAUCAUUAUUGUGACCUCAUUGUUUUAAAUGAAGAAGAGAUUGAAAACAAAACAAGGAAAACGCGCGGAAAGUAAUACGAAUUGAGCAUCAUCCGCGAACAAUUGAGCAUAUUUCUUGCAAAAUGUCAGUGGAAAAAUCACCUUUAAGGAAAAGUCCAGAAGAUUGCAGCCUUAAUUCGUCUUCCUCCUCAUUUCGAGGUUGCUGGGCAGAAGAGAUGCAAGAGAAGGACAAUAUUGAGCAACAACAGUCUUUCAACAGCAGCGGAGAAAUGUCUAGCAAAAAUGACAACGAAGAUCUUAGGAAAUCCACACAUUCGGUAUCGCAAGAGCGCGAAAUAUCUUUGGAAUUCAUUGAUGGUGUAAAUGAAGAAAAAUUUGAACGGUUAGUAAAGGAGGAUAAAAUAAAAACGCCUUUCAAAAGGCGCUAUUCACAAACUCCGAGCAACGACAGUCACUCCGACAGUCCGAAUGACUCAAAUAGCGAUUAUGGUGCCGGCGAUGAUGCAGGCAAUUUUAAGCGCACAACUAAUCAAAACAAAAAUCACCAGGACAUUCAGAAACGUUUACGUUAUAAUAGCUAUGGCUCUAACACCUCUUUCAAUAAAGAGAAACAAGUAGAGGACGAUCCUGUUAUAUUAGCGCGCCGUCAGAAACAAAUUGAAUAUGGCAAAAACACUGUAGCUUACGAACGUUACAUUGAGAUGGUGCCAAUACGCAAGCGCACUCGCAGUCAUCCUCGCACCCCAAAUAAGUAUGGCAAGUACAGUCGUCGCACUUUCGAUGGGCUGAUAAAAGUAUGGCGCAAACAGUUGCAUUUCUAUGAUCCAGAGCCUGCCGCUGGCACUGCUGGUGGUGCUGACAACGACGACGAUGAUUCGGAUUAGUUGCUCUCCUUGCGCAAAAUUGCGAUUAUAUUAAAUAAAAAGUAGUCUACGUGUUUUCAUGUUUAUUUUUAAUAAAUUUUGCUUGUUGUAAAUGCUCUAUUUCUGUUUGUAUUAGUAUAUAACGAGUACUAUAUUGUUAAGUUCUAAGUAAUAUUACUUUCGGCAAUGAAUGUGUACAAAAAUGAAAGUUAUGUGAAAAAGUUUAGAGAAUAUUUAAUAAGGGAAAAUCAAUUUAAUUUAUGCACAAAAUACUUACUUUUGCGCACAUAUCGUUAACUAUUAUAGCGUAUAAGGCAAUACCCUUUCAAGUAGGCCUGUGGCUUCAGCUGAAACCUUAAUAAAAUAAAAAUUACCUAUAAUUUAUUCAUAUAAUACAUAUGCGAAAAUA